CAAAAUUUUGACGCCGCUUUGUGGGAUUUCACUCUCAGCCUGCAUUUCUCAGUCCCUCUCUUCUGGCCUUAGUCUCUAAUUAUUUCCUUGCCAGGAGCCUGCACUCUGCCACUCUUUGCGGAGUUAGUUUCUUAUUUCCACAGGCAGCAACAGCCCACACUUGACUCAAGUCGCAUCCCCGCCACCGGUACGGCAUUUGAACCCCCGCUACCACCCUUUCACCUCGCACUCGAGAUAGUUUGGAAUAGUCACGAUGCCGCCGAAGAAGAAGAGUAAUAAGAAGGCCAACGACAAUUGGGAGGCCGAUCUGGGUGAGACCAUUGCGCCUCAGGAUGCAGCUGCCACUGAGACGAGGCCCGAGGAGGCUGCGCCCGAAGACGAUGCCUUUGGAGGUGGGCUGAUGGCUGCGAUACAGCGCCGAGGGAAGAAGAAGAAUAAGAAAGGCGGCGACCAGGAUUUCGUGCAGGGUGAGGAUCCCACGACUGAUGGCGCGGCCGCAGAUCUAGGGAGCAAGGCACCCGCAGAGGCGAAUUUCGAUGAGGACGAUGUGUUUGCGGGGAAUGCGAAUAAGAAGAAGGGGAAGGGCAAGGAAGUCGGGGUAGAGGAGGAGAAGACGGAUGAGGCGCCUAGGGUGAAGACGAAGGCCGAGAAGGAGAAGGAGAAGAAGGAGAAGGAAAAGCAGCGGAAGAAGGAAUUGGCUGCGAAGAAGAAAGCGAAUGCCCCCGCGAAGACUGAACUUGCGAAGGCCACCGAGACAAAAGCCGCUCCCACACCUUCCGCUCCUACAUCCGCCCCAGAACCCGCCACUACGGCUGGUGGCAAGAAGAAGAAACUCAACCCAGCCCUCGCCGCGAUCCAGAAGCAACAAGAAGAGCGACGGCGAAAGGAAGAGGAACAAGCACGAUUGCUGGAGGAAGAGAAAGCCAGGAUUGAGAAGCUCGAGCGUGAAGCCGCCGAAGAGGCGCGGAAGAAGGAGGAAGCCAAGGCUCUGAAGAAACAGAAAGAGAAAGAGAAGAUCGAGCAGCUCAAGAAGGAAGGCAAAUUCUUGACAAAGGCACAGAAAGAAGCCAAGGCGCGACAAGAACUCCGGAUGAAGCAGAUGCUCGAGAGCGGAGGCGCCAAGGUUGCUGGGUUGGAGGCGCCUGCCGAUGAGGCUGACGAGACCGAGAAGAAGAAGAAAAAGUCGGCCGAUGAUUAUCGAAAGAAAAAGAAGAAGACCAAGGCGGAAGAGCAGGCGCAGGCUGAUAAGGAAGCCGAAGAGGCUGCGAGAAAACUAGAGGAGCUCAGGAUUGCAGAGGAACAAGCUGCAUUAGCAGAGGCCGAAGCUAGGAAGGCGAAAGAGGCAGAAGCUAAGAAGGGCGAAGUGAGCGACUCUGGAGAGGACUGGGAAGCCCAGGCAGAUGAGAUGGACGGUGUUAAGGAUAGCUGGGAUGCCCCCUCUGAGGAAGAGGAAGAGAAGCCCAAGGCGGCAACAAAUGGAAAAGCCGCAGUGAAACAAGACACGAAGGCGUCUUCCUCAAAAACUGCUGCAGAAAUUUCGGAAUCUGAGUCUGAGAGCGAGGAAGAGUCAUCAGAGGACGAAGAACAAACAGCGACACAACGGGCCGAGGCUGCUCGAAAGGCGGCUGCCGCCGAGCGACGUCAGAAGCAACAUGAAGAAGCACUCGCUGCAAGGUCGAAAGACAACCUCCGAUCCCCCAUCUGCUGCAUUCUUGGCCACGUCGACACUGGUAAGACGAAAUUGCUAGACAAGAUCCGACAAACCAAUGUUCAAGAAGGUGAGGCAGGCGGUAUCACGCAGCAGAUUGGUGCUACGUACUUUCCCGUGGAAGCCUUACAAAAGAAGGUCGCCGUGGUAAACAAGGAUAAUAGCUUCACGUUCAAUGUCCCAGGUCUACUGGUUAUCGAUACUCCUGGUCACGAGUCUUUCACGAAUCUGCGGUCUCGAGGUUCUUCACUCUGCAACAUUGCCAUCUUGGUCAUCGAUAUUAUGCACGGACUGGAACCGCAAACUUUGGAGUCUAUGAGGCUGCUCCGGGAGAGGAAGACGCCAUUCAUCGUUGCGCUCAACAAAAUCGAUCGCCUCUUCGGCUGGUCGAGAAUUGAUAAUAACGGAUUCGAAGACAGCCUUGCCCUCCAAAAGAAGUCAGUUCAAACAGAGUUCAGAGAUCGAUGGGAUUUCGUCCACACCCAGCUCCAGGAGCAAGGCUUCAAUUCGGAACUCUUCUACCAGAACAAGAACAUGGCACGAUAUGUUUCAGUUGUACCCACUUCCGCUCACACAGGAGAAGGCAUUCCAGACAUGUUAAAGCUAAUCGUAAAGCUAACGCAAGAACGUAUGACAAAUAACCUCAUGUAUCUUUCCGAAGUCGAGUGUACGGUUUUAGAAGUUAAGGUUAUUGAGGGUCUCGGAACGACUAUCGACGUAGUCCUUUCAAACGGUGUUCUCCACGAAGGUGACCGCAUUGUGCUUUGUGGUAAUCCAGAACCGAUUGUUACCAAUAUCCGCGCGCUCUUGACGCCAGCAGAGAUGAAGGAACUGAGAGUCAAAUCCCAGUAUGUGCACAACAAAGAGGUCAAGGCUGCCAUGGGUAUCAAGAUUGCUGCCGAUGGUCUCGAUACAGCGAUUGCUGGCUCCCGUCUUCUCGUCGUUGGCAAGGAUGAUGAUGAGGAAGACCUCAUGGACGAAGUCAUGGGUGAUCUAGCGCAUCUUCUGAGCAGAGUGUCAAAGACGGGUCGCGGUGUCUCAGUCCAGGCCUCCACCCUCGGUUCGCUCGAAGCUUUACUCGAAUUUCUGCGUGUCUCGAAGAUCCCCGUUGCCACCAUCUCCAUUGGUCCAGUGUACAAGAAAGACGUGCUCCGCGCUGGUGUCAUGCUGGAAAAAGCCAAGGAGUACGCGGUAAUGCUCUGCUUCGACGUGAAAGUCGACAAAGAUGCCAAAAAUUACGCCGAGGAGAUUGGCGUCAAGAUCUUCGAAGCCGAUAUCAUCUACCAUCUCUUCGACAAGUUCACAGCGCAUAUGAAAGCGCUCGAGGAGCAAAGGAAAGAAGACUCCAAGAUGCUAGCUGUGUUCCCUUGCGUUCUGAGACCCGUCGCCGUGUUCAACAAAAAAGACCCAAUUGUCGUGGGUGUGGAUGUGGUGGAAGGGAACCUAAGACUCUUGACGCCGAUUGCGGCGAUUAAACGGAAUCCGGUUACUGGCGUUAAGGAGAUUUUGCAACUUGGUAGAGUCACAUCCAUCGAACGCGAUCACAAACAAAUCAACAUCUGUAAAAAGGGACAACCGUCAGUCGCCGUCAAAAUCGAAGGUGCAAAUCAACCACUCUAUGGCCGCCAUCUUGAAGAAGACGAUACCCUGUAUUCCGCGAUUUCGAGAAAGAGUAUCGAUACGCUAAAAGAGUUCUUUAGGAAUGAUGUCUCUCAAGAUGAGUGGAAGUUGAUUCUCCAGCUGAAAAAGGAUUUUGAUAUAAUGUGAUGAGGAAGGAAGGGUUGGGGUGAGAGAAUAAGAGGGGCGGGCGCAGGGAGGUGGGGAAAUGGUGGUUUGUAUGAUUGGCUGGCACGUAUGACGUAUGAUGGAGAUGGCGAUGGAGAUAUGGAGCUGGGGAUUUGUUUUCCUCUCUCCCCCUGCUUCGUCAUUCUACUUCAAGAACUUCGAUGUUCGGAUCUGUAGUUCUCUCUCUUUCAUUGUAGUUUCCGUGGCGUUUGCAUAUCGGAUGGCAUUUUCAAUCGGUCUGUUAUUGAUGGUGGAGGUGCUGAAACUCGAAAAGAGAGAGGCCGUAGAGUGAAGAGAGAAAAAAGCACAACGUAGCACGUAGGCUGGCAAAUGUCGUGGGCGG
This is a messenger RNA of Lindgomyces ingoldianus, 3836 nucleotides long. RefSeq lists its product as uncharacterized. The coding region runs from base 254 to 3475 and encodes 1073 amino acids. The transcript is spliced from 3 exons. Lineage: Eukaryota; Fungi; Ascomycota; Dothideomycetes; Pleosporales; Lindgomycetaceae. The record is from RefSeq and is a predicted model, not a curated record. Gene Ontology annotation, molecular function: GTP binding; GTPase activity; translation initiation factor activity.